AUGGUUUCGCCAGUCAAGGACAUUGCAGCCAAGUACCUCAAUGCCCUCGAGGACCCCGUGCCAACGAGGCUACCGCUCAAACCCUCCUUGAAGUAUAAUGCUAAUGCCACCUCCCAUUCACCGUUGAAGAAACACAAUUCCCCAGACCUUGAUGACUUGGCUCGGCAAAUGAACAUCGACACACCUUCAAGACCAACACUGCUCAAGUCGAAAUUCGAAACGCCUUCGGCGACAGUGUCUUCUUUUCACACCACUCCUCGUUCGGGCUCACGCUCGUUAAAGUCUCUGACAGACACCGCCAAUAGCGGCAAAACGUCUCCCACGAAGGACUCACUUAAAAAGACGAAGGGUUAUGAGUACCUUUGCAGGAUUCAGGCUAUCAAAAACUGGCUUGAAUUCGUCAUCGGGGAACACAUUUCGCAGUCUCCUGUGGAGCUCAUAAGUUAUAUCCAAAAUGGUAUACAUCUAGCCAAACUAGCAAACGUUUUUCUUCCACUGAAGAAGCAGGUAUACACAAAGGACAAUCGACUUGAGUUUAGACAUACUGAAAACAUCAACCGUUUUUUUAAGCUCCAAGAUUACCUUGACAUCCCAGACUUGUUCCGGUUUGAACUCACCGACCUCUAUGACGCCAAAGACGUCCCAAAAGUGUGGUUUUCUCUUCACGCUAUGAGUUAUAAAAUCAAUGCCUUGGACUCAAGAUAUCCACAGAUGCAGACGUUGGUAGAUCGUCUCGAGUUUUCCGAAGGAGAUAUUCGUGCUGCCAACAGAGCUCUUGUCGGUCGCAAUUUACCAAACUUUGCCUCGGCAGACACUGAUAAUGCUGAGUCUCCGGGGAAAAGCUCUUACAUGAACAAGACGUUGAAGUUUAACUCGCCAGCGAAAAAACCCAUUCGACCCUUUCUGGCUUCAGAGGAUGACAAUCCAUUCAGAGAACCACCCAAACUCAUAUCGAGCAAGCCGGUGAUCAGCGAGAUUGAGACAACUUCUCUGUAUGACUCAAAACCUUCAGAGUCUAUAAGCAUUUCUUUGCCAACCACGACAUACCAUAUUGCAAAGGAUUCAGAGUACUACACACCAGAGCUUGAGAACUGUGUGCCCAACGUCAUCAUGCUACAAGCCCUCUCACUUGGAGCUAUGUUUAGAUACCGCAUGUUUGUUGACAAAAUUAUGCUCAAGUCUUUUGAUGGUGAGUUGACGGAAUUGAACUCGAUUAUCAGAGGAUACCUUUCACGAAACAAGACAGUACACCGCCAUAGAGAUGAGCUUCUUUAUUACAAGAAGUCAAUUGUGUCUCUUCAGGCAUUGUCAAGAAGCAAGCUACUGAGGUAUCAUAUCGGUGUUUCUUUCAGCGACGAGCUGGAGGAAUGCGUGAACAUUGUCCAGAGCCUAGUACGUCGUUACCUUGUCAAGCAUAGAGUUCGUUCCAUCAAGCGGGAUCUCGAUAAUAACCUGAUCUCAAUCGAGCAAUUUCAAAGCACUAUAAGAGCGAAGCCUGUUCACUAUCGUGUAUCCAAGGUUUCUCAAAAUCGAGAGAUCAUUGAGAAAAACUUAAUAACCUUGCAAUCAGCUGCCCGGAGAGUGCUCUAUCACAGGCACAACAAUAAACAAGUCAUUGCUGAGCUGCUUAACUUGGAAAGGUUAGUGGAAGCCCAGUCGAUAAUUAGGGCAGGGCUCGUGAGAAACGUAAUCAGAAUGCAAUUACGAGGUUUUUUCAGAGAACGUCCUGCUAUCAGAGAGCUUCAAAGUAUUGCAAGGGGAGCAAUCACAAGAACCAGACUUUGCAACAAUGUCCUUAUCACAUUGAUUGGUGAGGAUAUAAAGAUGAACGAGCUCUUUGCGAAAGUGAGAGGGAACUCUGUUCGCCGCCAAGUUCAGUACAAAAAAGAUGUGCUUAAUUUAGUUGAAAAUUCUGAGAUAGUUAUAAUUCAAUCUGUUUUCAGGGGUAUCUUGGUGAGAUUCCGUCGUGAUGUUGACAUCGAUGAUAUCUACGAGGACAUUGAUAACCUUGUGAGCCUUCAAUCGAUAGUCCGUGGUGCUUGCACAAGAUCAAAAAUCAGAGCCAUGAGAAGUCACUACCAAACAAAUGUGUCUCAGGUUAUCAAAGCCCAGGCCAUCUUGCGAAGCAAAUAUAUCCAGAAGGCAUAUCGCGCCUUGAUCAACUUGAAGUCACCCCCAGUGUCAGUGAUACGCCGUUUUGCAUAUCUUCUCUCCGAUAACGAAGUUGACUUUCAAGAGGAAAUGUGUCUUGCUGAUUUGAAGGAUCAGAUAUUGGAGAAGUCUCGCUCUAAUGAAGAAUUGGAAAUGCAAAUCGAAAAUCUAGAGAUCAAGUUAGGUCUCUUGGACAAGAAUAAGAUCACGAUCGAGGAUUUCAUGAAAAGUGGAAGUAAGUAUAAGACGUUUGAACCUACAGCCAAAAAGGCUGCGAACAUGAAGUGUUUGGAGAAGCUUAACAAAACGUCGAGAAGAAGGGUAGAACUCUAUCAGUCGAUGCUUUACCUCUUGCAGACUAAACCAACAUACUGGACCAGGUUAUUCGACGGACUCGAUGCAAGUGAACGAACAAGACUCACAAAGAGUCUUCAUUCCAGGAUCACCCUGUUAUACCCAUUGGCACAUUGUUCUGUGAACUCCCAAACUAGGGAGGAAUAUUUUUUCAUGAAGUUUAUCUAUGAUCUAAUGAAAAAUGAUUUCAGUUCCAGAUGCAAGAAUAUUGCUGAUAUCACCAAACCAAAGUCGGCAUUCUGGAUCGAUUAUCUUCUCGAAUUGAACAAUACCGUGCAACAAAGAACUCACUUGAAGCACUUGAUGGGAACCAUUGUACAGAAGGUUAUCAUGGACGACGAACUCACAUUCGAAAGCGACCCCUCUAAAAUCUACAUUCUGGCAAUGGAGAAGGAGAUUAGAGUUUAUGGCUCUAGUUCUAAGCGGAGAGAUAUACUGCCUCAUACUGCCAUCAAGGACGAAAGCAUUUCUGCUACUUUUGUGGACAAUUUACUCGCGCUCAGGGAGUUUACGACGGAAACUAUUGAUACUAUUCAAGCUUCCAUUGCAAGAUUUCCUUUACAUGUCAGACUCUUAGCAAAACACGCCUAUGAGCUCUCUCGCGAGAAUUUUCCUGACCAAAAUGAUCAAGCUCAUCUUGCGGUGGCCGGUGUUAUCAUCAUAAAGCAUUAUAUCUCCAGCAUUUUCGUGCUCCCAGAGAAUUACGGAUACUUGCAGAGAGGGCAGACAAAACAAAAUACCAUAGUCGCAGAAAAUCUCAAGAGCUUGAGCAGGGUGCUUCUUCAAACAUUCUCCAUGAGACCCUUCAAUGACAAUUAUUUAAAACCCAUGAACGAGUAUGUUUUGUCGCAGGUCAACAUGAUCAAGGAUAUCAUCCGAAAAGUAAUCAAUGUGAACAGCUUGGAGUCAGAAUACGAGAUGAACGAGUAUGAUGAUAUAGUCUCCGUCGACCGGCCUACGUUGACUAUGAGGGUGAGUGACAUAAUUUCUAUGGAGAAACUCAUCUCAAGAAACCUCGAAUUUGUUGCUCCGAGUGUUGACGAUCAACUCUGUGCCGUGAUUGCAGAGCUAGAGGAAGUAGUGAACUCUGCUGAAGACUUCGUAACUUUGACAGAGUUGGGAUCCAUAACACUCAGCUUGAUGCCAAUAACGAAGGAGGAUAGUGUUGCCGACGCUAAGAGUCGUAACUUGUUUGUUCAAGCUAAGAGAUGCCUUCUUUACAUCUUAAGAGUUCAGGAUGGUGAUGAUCUUCUUGAAUUGUUGAUCCAGGGUAUAAAGCCAGAACACGAGGCAAGAUUUAAAGAAAUUGUCGAGGAAGAGAAGGAUUCUACAAAACUGAGGAUGAUCAUUCCAAACACAGUCACGCGUACAUCGAUGAAGGAGAUCUCACAAAUGUCUUACAAGGAAUUGAAAAAAAUGGCCCUCAAAAUAAUCCUUCAGCUCGAGACAAUGGGUUAUGUUACUAGAAAGAACUCAUUUCAAGAGCUCCUCAACCAGCUUGUCCUAGACAUCAAGACAAAGGAUAAGCAAAGGUUUGCAAGAAGUUCUCAGUUGCAAAUCGCUAGAAUGACUGUGAACAAGCUCAUCGACAAGGAGAAAUUUUUGUCAAGGCAGCUCAGUGACUACAACAGACACAUAGAAACAGUUCUACUGGAAUUGCAGCUCAAGCCCAAGGAGAAGAAGAUCUUUAACAUCAUCCCAGUCUUUAGCAAGCAAUAUUUCUAUCAGAGAGAAUUGAAAAAGAAUAACCGACUUCCGAAGUUUGGUUCCUACAAGUACUCAGCAAAGAAGCUUAUGGAUUCGAGGACCAUUGAGGACUGUGGUGGUGCCCUCCAACGAGCUCAUGCCUCCUCCUCAAAGCUUGAUUUUAUGUUCAGCUGCCACAAAGUAGGUGUCUUUGUUAUCGAGGCGGGCAAUGGAACUGUCAUGAUUCCUGGAGCAUCUAAUACCAUCACCUUAGACGAACUCCUAGACUUGCAACACGAACAGAAGAAACACUGGGUCAUGUUUGAUGGAAUGGUCACAUUUAACACUGACAACCUUGCUGGUUUACUUUUCAGAAAGUUUUAUGACUUGAAGAGGGAUUAA
Messenger RNA from Candidozyma auris, 4593 nucleotides. It is a transcript of the gene IQG1, whose product is annotated as Iqg1p. Gene Ontology annotation, cellular component: cytoplasm; mitotic actomyosin contractile ring. The record is from RefSeq and is a predicted model, not a curated record. NCBI's taxonomy places the organism in Eukaryota, Fungi, Ascomycota, Pichiomycetes, Serinales, Metschnikowiaceae. The transcript has a single exon. Gene Ontology annotation, molecular function: GTPase activator activity; actin filament binding; calmodulin binding. Gene Ontology annotation, biological process: mitotic actomyosin contractile ring assembly actin filament organization; regulation of actin cytoskeleton organization; regulation of GTPase activity. The coding region runs from base 1 to 4593 and encodes 1530 amino acids.